Messenger RNA from Hippopotamus amphibius kiboko, 5773 nucleotides. RefSeq names its product mutL homolog 3 (gene MLH3). Gene Ontology annotation, cellular component: mismatch repair complex. The record is from RefSeq and is a predicted model, not a curated record. Lineage: Eukaryota; Metazoa; Chordata; Mammalia; Artiodactyla; Hippopotamidae. Bases 3 to 4154 code for a protein of 1383 amino acids. Gene Ontology annotation, biological process: mismatch repair. Gene Ontology annotation, molecular function: ATP hydrolysis activity; mismatched DNA binding; ATP-dependent DNA damage sensor activity. The transcript is spliced from 10 exons.
GCAUGCUCGCGGGCUCGCGCGUGCAUGAGCCUCGCGAGCCAACGUGCGCGCGUCCGGCGUCCGAGGCGGCAAUUAUUUCCAGUCAAAAAAGUGAACCAGUGCCUGGCAUUCUCACCAGUUUUCUACCUGCCAUGAUCAAGUGCUUGUCAGUUGAAGUACAAGCCAGGUUGCGUUCUGGUUUGGCUAUCUGCUCCUUAGGCCAGUGUGUUGAGGAGCUUGCCCUCAACAGUAUUGAUGCUGAAGCAAAAUGUGUGGCUGUCAGGGUGAACAUGGAAACCUUCCAAGUUCAAGUGAUAGACAAUGGAUUUGGGAUGGGGAGUGAUGAUGUAGACAAGGUGGGAAAUCGUUAUUUCACUAGUAAAUGUACCUCUGUACAGGAUUUGGAGAACCCAAGGUUUUAUGGUUUCCGAGGAGAGGCCUUGGCCAGUAUAGCUAACAUGGCCAGUGCUGUGGAAAUUUCAUCCAAGAAAAACAAAUCAAUGAAAACUUUUGUGAAACUGUUUCAGAAUGGAAAAGCCCUGAAAGCUUGUGAAGCGGAUUUGACUCGACCAAGUGCUGGGACAACAGUCACCGUAUAUAACCUAUUUUAUCAGUUACCUGUAAGGAGGAAAUGCAUGGAUCCUAGACUGGAGUUUGAGAAGGUCAGGCAGAGGAUAGAAGCUCUCUCACUCAUGCACUCUUCCAUUUCUUUCUCUUUGAGAAAUGAUGUUUCUGGUUCCAUGGUUCUUCAGCUCCCUAAAACCAAAGACAUGUGUUCUCGAUUUUGUCAAAUUUAUGGACUGGGUAAGUCCCAAAAGUUGAGAGAAAUAAAUUUUAAAUAUAAGGAGUUUGAGCUUAGUGGCUAUAUCAGCUCUGAAGCACAUUAUAAUAAGAAUAUGCAGUUUUUGUUUGUGAACAAGAGGCUAGUUUUAAGGACAAAGUUGCAUAAACUCAUCGACUUUCUAUUAAGGAAAGAAAGUAUUAUAUGCAAGCCAAAGAAUGGCUCUGCCAGUAGGCAGAUGAAUUCAAGUCCUCGGCAUCGGUCUAACCCAGAACUCCAUGGUAUAUAUGUAAUCAAUAUACAGUGCCAGUUCUGUGAGUAUGACGUGUGCCUGGAGCCAGCAAAAACUCUGAUUGAGUUUCAGAACUGGGAUACUGUUUUGGUUUGCGUUCAAGAAGGAGUAAAAAUGUUUUUAAAGAAAGAAAAAUUAUUUGUGGAAUUAUCGAGUGAGGACAUUAAGGAAUUUGGUGAAGAUGAUGAUUUUAGUUUAUUUAGUGCCACUCUUCAGAAGCAUGUGUCCUCUGAUGAGCAGUGUGGCCAGGUCAACUUCCAAGAAGCAUGUAAUAAUAUUUUGGAUUCCUAUGAAAUGUUUAAUUUGCACUCAAAAGCUGUGAAAAGAAAAGCUCCUGUAGAAAACAUAAACACACAACAUUCUAAGGAUUCGGAAGCCAUCAGAAAAAAGACAAAUGAUUCAUUUUUGUACACUUACAAAUCCAAUGGUCCAGUCAAUAGUAAAAUGACAGAGUCAUCUUUACAAAAUGAAGAUAGCACUUGCUCAGAGUCAAGGAUCUUAGAACAAGAGACAGCUGAAGCAUCAGAAUCAGGAGAAAAUGAGAAACAUAAAAAAUCUUGCUUGGAACUUAAGUCUUCAGAAAAUCCAUGUGGAACCAGUUCAGAAAUGUUUGCAAGCCGUUUUCAGACAUUAUAUCACUUUGACGGGAGUGGAGAAGAUCUAGAAAUACAGAAAGUAAGUACUACUGUUAAUAGCAUGGCUGCCAACAUCCUGAAAAAUAAUAGAAUUCAGAAUCAACCAGAGAGAUUUAAAGAUGCUACUGAAAUGGGAUGCCAGCCUCUGCCUUUUGAGACAACAUUAUCAGGAGCACAUGGUGCUCAGAGAGAGAAAGAGAAAAGGGAAAAAGAACCUAGUAAUUGUGGAAGAAUAAAUGUUUUUAGUUAUGGACAAGUUAAAUUAUGUUCCACUGGCUUCAUAACUCAUGUGGUACAAAAUGAGCAAACUAAAUCAACUGAAACAGAACACUUAUUUAAAAAUUAUGUUCAGCCUGGUCCUGUGAGUGCCAAAGAAACAUUUGGAAAUAGAACACACCAUUCAGUUGAGACUCCAAACACCAAAGAUUUAACCAGCACUUUAAGUAAAGAAUUUACUCAACUGCCCAACAAAAAAUUGUGCACAACAAAUAUAAGUUAUGGGCUAGAGAACAAACCUAUAGCAACUUAUAAAAAUGUUGCUGUUUUUCAGGAAAGUAGUACAGAAUCACACACAGGUUGCUUAUUACCUGACGCAUCCUCUUUCUCUUGCAGUAGACAUGUUUCAAAUGGUAGGAAGAAAACAGAUAAGUUGAUUGGUUCCACCAAACCCAUAGCUCAUAAGAAGCUAAGCUUAAGUUCACAAGUAGGAUCUUUAGAGAAGUUUAAGAGGCAAUAUGGGAAGGUUAAAAAUCUGAAUACAGAAGUGGAGGAAAGUAAUACAUUAGAAGUCACUACCAGUCUUAGUCCUCAGGUUGAACCAGACAUUCCAUGGAAAGACAAAAACCACUUAGAAAACUCUGGUAUUUGUAAAAUCACUACUGUGAAACAUAAUGAUUCAAAUAGUAGUUGUCAACCAGCACAUCACAUGCUUUAUUCAGAAAAGUUACCAUUCUCCAAGGAAAAUGAUUGUUUGGAACAACAGAUGCCUUGCUUAAGAGAAAGUCCUGUAACUCUACAGGAGUUAUCUCAUUUUAACAGAAAGCCUUUGGAAGUUGAGAAGUCACCUGAAUCACUAGCCUCUAAAUUAUCCAGAUUGAAGGGCUCCGAAGGAGAGACUCAAACAACGGAGAUGACGAGUCACCUUAAUGAACUUCCACAAUCAGAUUCCAGUAGGAAAGACAGCGACUUGCCCAGUGGGUUAACCCUAGAUUCUUGUAAGUUGUUUAAAAAUGAGCAUAAAAAAACAGAAAGUGGCAACAUCCCAGUGUCAGACUUUGUUACAAAGCGUAAUCCCUUCAAUAAAGACAAUGAAACAUAUUCUAGUAACAAUACAACAGAGAACUCUGUGAUAUCAGAAACUCCUUUGGUACUGCCUUAUGAUCAUUCGGCAGUUAUCAGUAAGGGUUCGGAUGUUCUAAUAGCUUCAGGACAACAGACUGGAAGUCCCGACCCUCCAAGUAGAGUGUUAAUGAGUCACGUAGAAGAUUCCACGACUGACCAAAAUGGAACUUACUUUCAGAAUGAGGAAUCUAUAGCGAGAACUUGUUCUGAAAAUGGGGAGUCCAACACAUGUUCUUUGGAUUGGCAGCAGCAUUUUGAUGUAGCCCUGGGAAGAAUGGUUUACAUCAACAAACUAACAGGACUUAGCACAUUCACCGCUCCUACUGAGGACAUUCGGGCUGCUUGUACUAAAGACCUGACAACUAUGGCUGUGGAUGUUCUCCUUGAGAAUGGAUCUCAGUACAGGUGUCAUCCUUUUAGAAGCGACCUUGUUCUUCCUUUCCUUCCUAGAGCUCGGGAAGAGAGGACCGUGAUGAGACAGAAUAACAAAGCUGCUGGGGACGAUACUGUUGGUCCUGAAUCACUUCAGUCUUUGUUCUCAGAAUGGGACAAUCCAGUAUUUGGCCAUUUUCCAGAGGUUGCUGUUGACGUUAGCAGUGGCCAGGCUGAGAGCCUAGCAGUUAAAAUUCACAACAUCUUGUAUCCUUAUCGUUUCACCAAAGAAAUGAUUCACUCGAUGCAGGUUCUUCAGCAAGUGGAUAACAAGUUUAUUGCCUGUUUAAUGAGCACUAAGACUGAAGAGAAUGGUGAGGCAGGUGGAAACCUGCUAGUCUUGGUGGACCAGCAUGCCGCCCACGAGCGCAUCCGAUUAGAGCAGCUGAUUAUUGAUUCCUAUGAGAAGCAACGGCCACAAGGCUCUGGUCGAAAAAAAUUACUGUCUUCCACUAUAAGUCCUCCACUAGAGAUAACAGUGACAGAGGAACAAAGGAGACUCUUGCGGUGUUACCACAAAAAUCUGGAAGAUCUGGGCCUUGAAAUUAUAUUUCCAGACACUAGUGAUUCUCUGGUCCUUGUAGGAAAAGUACCACUCUGUUUUGUAGAAAGAGAAGCCAAUGAACUUCGAAGAGGAAGAUCUACUGUGACCAAGAGCAUUGUGGAGGAGGGGAAUUUUAGCUUGCAUACGUAACACAGUUUAAAGUAGUUUGUUCUUCUGUCUCUUCCUAAACUGUACACAAACCUUACAACCCUUUGUCUUCUACCACUCUUCUCCCAUCUUCCAUUUUGUUGCCUAUUUUAAUUCCACCUUGUCUUUAAUCCCGCUGGUAGACAUUAAUUUUAUAGUAGAUGUUUAUUUAGCUUAACCAAAAUGUUUCCCAGUCUUUGUUCACUAUGACUUCUUGCAUCCUACUUAUUCUUUGUGUUCAUUUUUCAUUUUACUGAAGUAAAUCUCUUAAAAGUUCUUUUACGAAGAGUCCGGGAAUAAAAUAUCUUUGAAAACAUCUUUAUUCCACCUUCACAUGUGCAUGACUGUCUAGCUAAAAAUAGAAUUCCAUAUUCUUAUUGAUCCCUCAAACAUUUCAAAAAUAUUCCAUUACUUUUGACAUUCUGUUUUUGCCACUGAAGUCCAUUGUCAAUCUUAUCAUUACUUUGCAGGUAACCUGAUUUUGUCUGUGGUUGCUUUUAAGAUUUUCUCUGUCUUUGGUGUCCUGCCAUUUCCCUAUGAUAUGUCUUUGUGUGGAUUUAUUUUUAUUUCCUUCUUGAGAUUCAGCUUACAUAUUCAGUUUGGAAAAUAUAGUUACUAUCACUUCAAACAUUGCUUCCUCCCCCCUUUUCUCGCUUGCCUCCUAGAAAUACUAUCAGAUGUCUCCUGGACCUUAUCAUUCUAUUCUCCAUGUCUUUUAAGUUUCAUAUUUCCCAUGGUUUUACCUGUGAUGUAUUCUGGGAAAUUUCCUCACUUACUUUCCAGUAAACUUCCAGUAAGUUGUCUCUUCAUCUACUGUUUAAUUAGAUGGUUAACUUGUCCACUGGGUUUUUUAUUUUCGUGACUGUUAUUUUUUUCCAGAAUUUUUAUUUGUUUUUUCUCACAUCUAUCUGUUCUUUUUUCAUGGUGUUCUUUCUUAUUCAUCAUGGUUUCUUAACUCCUCCUCUAGCUUUUUCUGUUUGGAGCGCAGGCAAAUCCACAUCAACUCAGUCUGUCAUUUUUUCCCAGAAAUCUGAACUACUUUGGUAAUAUCUACAAAUAAAAAGUAGAAGAUAGAUUUAGUGGGUAAGUUGUGGGAUACAUGGAUAUAGGAAAGAUCUGAGGUAGAGAGCCGUGGAGGGGCUGGUGCACUGGUGCAGAUAAGACAGGAUGAAGAUUUGACCAAGUCAGUAGCAGUGGGAAUGGAGAGGAGGGACACAUUUGAAACAUAAUCUGGAAGGUAGAGUCGGGAGGACCUGGUGGGCAAGAGAAUAUAAAAGAGAUAAAGGAGGAAAGAUAAGUAAUGAUUCUGAGGCUUCUCACUUGGACGACUGGAGGGAUGGUGCCAUUGACAGAAGAAGGAAAUAGAGGAGAAGUACACCUCGCUGGGGAGUGAGAUCAUGAGCCUCAGUUUAGCUGCACUGACUGCGCCUCCAAAUGGAGAUGUCCAGCGGAUAGACAGACUUCCAGACCUAGCACUUGGGAAAGAAGUCAGGCCUGUAGUAUCUAUUUGGGAGUUAAUAGUAUACAGUUGGCCCUUGAACAACAUGGGUUUGGACUGUGCGGGUCCACUUAUACUCACAUUUUCUUCAAAAAACACACACUAUACUACUACAGGAUCUGCA